Molecule: messenger RNA, 1116 nt
Organism: Salvia hispanica
Lineage: Eukaryota; Viridiplantae; Streptophyta; Magnoliopsida; Lamiales; Lamiaceae
Source: RefSeq, a predicted model, not a curated record
AUGAGACUCGGCGACGACUGGAGUACAUCGAAGGGCAUUACUCGGGCCUUAUUCGAUUGCUUUCACGAGGCUGCGGCGGAAUGCUUGGCCGAAAUGGAACGCGAGCGCGAAGCGGUGGAGCAGGUCCAGGCGAAGCAGAUCCCGAGGCCGAUUCGACGACGGACAUUUGUCCUCCACGAGCACGCCAACGUCUGUUCGCAGAAUAUUUUGCCGAGCAACUACGGUGGGGCCCGACCGUUUUUCACCGCCAUUUCAGAAUGCGACGAGAACUUUUUCUCAGCAUUGUCCAAACGUUGGAGGCUCGAGAUGAAUACUUCCAAAGUGCACGGUUGCGCUCGGCAGUUGGCAUACGGCACCGCGGCGGAUAUGUACGACGAGUACCUUCACGUUGGGGAGACAACUGGCCGCGAGUGCUUAAAGAAUUUUUGUAGGGGAGUUAUGGAGGCUUUUAGCAACACAUAUUUGCAAAAACCGACUGUUGUGGAUUGCCAGGCCCUAAUGAAGAUGCACGAGAUGGCGCACGGCUUUCCUGGAAUGCUAGGGAGCAUCAAUUCGGGGUCGAACAACGACAUCAACGUCCUCAACUUAUCCAACCUCUUCACCGAGCAAUGCAAUGGCAACGGCCUGACCAUCGAGUUCACUGCCAACGGACGCCAAUAUCAUAUGGGCUACUACUUGGCCGAUGGCAUAUACCCAAGGUGGCCUGUUUUUGAGAAGACGAUCAGCUACCCAAUGGAUGACAGGAGAGUUUUAUUCGCGCAAAAGCAGGAGGCUGCGCGGGAGGAUGUGGAGCGGGCAUUUGGAGUGCUCCAAUCGUGGUGGGCAAUAGUGAAGGGUCCGACGCGGUUCUGGUACAAGGACGUCAUCGCCGAUGUCAUGUAUGCGCGCAUCAUCUUGCAUAACAUGAUAGUCGAACACGAAGGUGGAAGAGUCACCGAUUGGGGCGAUGAUGAAGCUGGAUCUAGCUCCAGCACGGCGACCCCGCCCCACGUUCGAGGAUUACCGAUGGGCUUCAAUGAGGUUCUAUCUAGACAUGCCCCAAUGCGCAACCAACAAGACCAUGUUCAGCACAUGAACGUCAUGAUUGAAGAAGUUUGGAACCGUGACCGUCAUUGA